AUGAUGGACGUCGUCGAAAAUUCAGGGUCUUCUGCGCCCUUCUCCGCGCCCAGCAGCCUCCCCACCGCCAGCAGCAGCAGCAGCGCGGUGAACGGCAGCAGCAGCAGCAGCAGCAGCAGCAGCAGCAGCAGCGGCAACGAGUCCAUUUGGAUUGAGAAGUACAGGCCGCAAACCCUGGACGAAGUUGUGGGCAACGACGAAGUGCUGCAGCGGCUGCGCAUAAUUGCACUGGAGGGCAAUAUGCCCCAUUUGCUGCUGGCCCCACGGGCGUCCGCCCUGCUGCUUGCUGCGCUGCCGCCUGAAGUUGGCGCUAAGAGCAGCAGCAGCAGUGGCGGACGCGCAGCAACAGCAGCAGCAACACCGCAGGCAGCAGCAGCAGCAGCAGCAACACCACAAACAGCAGCAUCGGCAACAGCACGAACAGCAGCAGCAGCACCACCGCAAGCACUAGCAGCAGCGGCAACACCGCAAGCCCCAGCAGCCACAACGACACUGCAAGCAGCAGCAGCAGCAAGACCACAAGCAGCAGCAGCAGCAGCAGCAGCAGCAGCAGCAGCAGCAAGGGGUGCUGGGGCCCUGCGGCGCAUCAUGGAGCUGCACAGCGACUCCACCAGAUUUGCUUUGGCUUGCAAUUCUUCUUCUUCAGUUAUUGAGCCGCUGCAGUCCCGCUGCGCCAUUCUCAGAUUCACGAAGUUGUCGGACGCCCACCUGGUGCAGCGGCUGCGAGAAGUCUGCGCUAAAGAAGACGUCACCUUUACAGAUGAUGGAAUUGAGGCCAUUGUGUUUUCAGCGGACGGAGACAUGCGCAGCGCUCUGAACAACCUGCAGUCAACUGUGUCAGGAUUUGGUCUCGUCAACAAAGAAAACGUUGAGAAGGUAUGCGACACGCCGCCUCCAGAAAUGCUGCGGCGCAUAAUGCAGCAGUGCGUGGCUGGGGACUGGUACGGGGCACAGUCAGUGGCCCGAGUCAUCCUCAGUCUCGGCUAUACCCCCCUUGACGUCGUCACAACUUUCCGCGGAGUCCUCAGGCGUGCGGACUCUGAGCUUCAGGAGCAUCUGCUGCUCGAGUUCUUGGGGAUCGUAGGCAUGACACACAUGACGAUGGCCGGGGGACUCUCCACAGAGCUUCAGAUGGAGAAGAUGCUGGCGCAGCUCUGCAAAGUUGCUAUUUCCCUCCGUCCCUCUGUGAAGUACUAA
Messenger RNA from Eimeria necatrix, 1197 nucleotides. Its product is annotated as replication factor c subunit, putative. NCBI's taxonomy places the organism in Eukaryota, Apicomplexa, Conoidasida, Eucoccidiorida, Eimeriidae. Gene Ontology annotation, cellular component: DNA replication factor C complex; nucleus. The transcript is spliced from 9 exons. Bases 1 to 1197 code for a protein of 398 amino acids. Gene Ontology annotation, biological process: DNA-templated DNA replication; DNA repair. The record is from RefSeq and is a predicted model, not a curated record. Gene Ontology annotation, molecular function: DNA binding; DNA clamp loader activity.